AUGGAGAUCGCCGCGACGGCAGUCGGCGUGCUGGGCCUCGUCGGGUUGUAUAGCACCUGCAUCGAGAUGCUGGACGCCCUGUCGUCGGCCGCGCGCUACGGCAUCGGUCGCGAGCUUCUCCAGACCAAGAUCGAGGUAGAGCGCGUGCGCCUCAUGAUAUGGGGGGACUCGGUCGGCCUCGCCAACAUCGACCUGUUCGCCGGCAAGAAGGAGCCAACCGAGGACGACCUGGCCGCCGUCGACGAGGGACUGCAGCGGAGGGCCCUACGAGACGCCGUCGCCGGUCUGUUGACGUGCUUCCUGCGCACCUUCGAGGACGUCGAGGACCUGCAGAAGCGGUACGGCCUCGUGCCACAAGGCGACCAUGACAGCUCGGUAGCGGCAGGGUCGACGGGAUCCGGAGAUAUCGCAACGCAGCCGGCCCGAGAGCUACUGACGUCGACCUUCCGCAAGACGUAUGAGCGUUUUCAAGAUCGCGCCGCAGCGUCCCAAAGGCGAGCCACGCCCCUGACCAAGGCGAAGUGGGCCAUCGCCGACGAGAAGAAGUUCCGCGCCCUCAUCGGCGAGCUGCGCGCCAUCAACGACUCGCUAACGUCGCUGCUCCCUGCCGUGCGAGACCGUACCCGCGUCCGUGUGCGCGCCGAGAUCAUGCGCGCCACCGACGUCGGCCAGCUGCAGAGCUUGGUCGAUGCCUCUGACGACGCUGCCGACAUCGUCGCCGAGACGGCGAGCCUGAGGAUCGAGAUGCUCUCCACCAGGCAUGGUCACGCCGUGGCGAGGAAGCCGGUGGCCAGGACAGUGCAAGUCGCGCCGCCGCCGUUGGUUCCGGUGCCAGACCAGAGGACGCUGACGCCGGAACCGCCGCUCGUGAUCCUAUCGACGCCCGAGGCGACGCCGGUGUCCCCCGUUGUGACUCCGGCCCCGCCUGCGGGGCCCGCGUUCGUUCCCUACGACAACAUGGGAGCGCUUGUGGUACACAAAGUCUACAAGACAUCCAAAAGCCUCAUGUGCUAUGCCUGGCUUUCGGGUAUCGGAGAGGUUCCGGAGCUGGCAGUCACACAGCCCGAGUUCCACCCAGCAUUUGCGUUGAGAUUCCUUCCAGCGUCCAUUAUCCCCGUCGCCGACAGCGUCUUCGAGAUUGACGUUGAGGCGGAUUCUGGCUAUGCCGGCUGGUCUCCCGGCUCGGCCUCGCUGACUGGUUUCUCACGAGAGCUUAACUUCUGGCGAAAAGUCGAGGAUUCGACAGAAAGACCACCAGAGCCCUCCUGGCAGCGCACCUCCGACACCAUCCCUCUCAAGUCAGCUUUCAUUCUCAAGAGAUGGAAAGCGGUUGUAAAUGAUGGUCUGGGCAGUGACUGGACCGAACAAGAAGGAUACAAUUCGGUCAGAGAGAUAUGUGGUCCCAGCGACUACACAUGGCUCGACAAGAACGAAACGAUAAAGAUCAGGCACCAGAUAUCGGACUUGCUGGCCGUCAUGAGUGUCUCGCGCGUGCCGAGCCUCGAGGAAACUGCCAGUAUUGGCCUACUCGCCAACAUUGAACAGCUCACGCACAGCGCCAACUUCGGCUUCCUCGACUUCCUCCUGCAGAUGCUCAUGGCGCGGGAGGUGACGCUGCGCAUGGCCAAGGACAAGCGUCGCUGGUACGGCGGCGUCACGGUGCGCAUCGUCUACGACAUGGUCGCGGCCGAGCUCUGGAGCAGCGGCAUGCACCUCGCCUCGAAGGACAGUUUCGAGGCGCGCGAGGCGACCAAGGCGCAGCAGACCAACGGCAUCCUCAGGUUCGCCGAGGAGAUGCAGUGGCCGUACCUCUCCGAGAUCCGCGAGACGGCCGCCAAGUGGCUCACGCCCGAGGCGAGCAACAUCAUCAUUGACAUCCGCACGUGGGACUGGAUGGGGGGCCUCGUGCUGCCCGGCGCCAUGUUCCCGAUGGCCAUGAUUGGCACGCUGUACGGCAUGUCGCCGACGCUGCGCACGCGCCUGCCCAGCGCGAUCGUCAAGUCGCGCCACGGCAACUACGGCAUCGUCUACCCGCAGGCAUCGUACUGGAGAGUUCGCUCCGUCCUUGGCAAGGUGCUGGCGCCCUUGUCUCUGGUGGAGGACGACGAUCCGGUGGCGGCGGCGGGGAGACAGAUCAAGUGCCUCGGCGGCUGGGUUGGGCCUUGUCCCUCGCCCUCGCUUCCCGAAUCGACUCUGGGGCUUUUAGCGGAACUCAAGGGUCGUCCGCCGUCGUGGGUGGCCGAGGAUACGGGAGACGCGGGAGACGCGGCGGCCACCGUGUUCCCGACUACGUCUCAGAGCCAUCAGGGCAACACCGCCGAGUGGGCGCUCCCCACGCCGCCGCCGCCGCCGUCGAGCGAGACCGUCACGCUGCAGACCCUCCGCCUCGUCCGGGCGGCGGUGGCGCCUCGGCCGGCUGAUGGCGGCGACGCGAGGGGGGACGCCGCCCCGCCCAUCUACCAGGCGCGCCUCGACUUCCGCCUCGCGCGCAGCGGGCUGAUGGCGACGAUGACGCUGCACGCCAACAGCGUCUUCGUCGCGGCGCUGCCGUGCCGUGGCGGGCCGCACCGGAUCAAACCCGGCACGGCGGCGGCCUACACCUUCCGCGCCCUCGGCGUCGAAGACCUCCCACGCGCGGAGCUCGACGGCGGCGCCACGGCCGUGACGGUCGUAAACGCCACGGGGGGUCCCGCGGCCGAGACGUUCGCCAGGGCGUGGUGCUCCGAGAAGGGCACGAAUGCCGUGGUGUGGAAGAGGGGGGAGGGGGGCUGCUGCUUCAAGUGCGCAUUGAUGCUUGCGGGGAGGGAGGGCGUGGCCGCGGGGGUUUUGAUCAUGUGUUGA
This is a messenger RNA of Colletotrichum higginsianum IMI 349063, 2841 nucleotides long. RefSeq names its product Small s protein-like protein. Lineage: Eukaryota; Fungi; Ascomycota; Sordariomycetes; Glomerellales; Glomerellaceae. The coding region runs from base 1 to 2841 and encodes 946 amino acids. The transcript is spliced from 3 exons. The record is from RefSeq and is a predicted model, not a curated record.